GUUUCGCCGAGCGCGCCGGACCCGCUCCCCGCCGGUGGCGAGAUGCGUUCGGGAGCCGCCGCGAGCCCAGCCCCGACAGCUGUGUCCCAGGAGUCCCCGUGACCAGGAGUCUUGCACAGGGCUGCCCACAUGCCAGGGCCGGCACCCCCAGGCUGGAGAAGCUGCUGAGGGCCAGUAGGAAGCCGUGUGCCCUGCACUGUGUCCCAUGCAUGGGGUCCAGAGGAGGGAUGUCCCAGCCACGUCUCCUCACCCUGCUGGUGCUGCUGCUCUGCUGCCAGGGUCCCUCUGCCCAGAUCACGGAUAACGUCGUGGAGAGGUGGAAGGAGUACAGCGAGGAGUGCCAGCGCAACAUGAGCCGCCAGCCCGCGCCCACGGAGCUGGUCUGUAACCGCACCUUCGACAAGUUCUCCUGCUGGCCCGACACGAUGCCCAACAGCACAGCCAGCGUGCCCUGCCCCUGGUUCCUGCCCUGGUACCAGAAAGUGAAGCACAGACACGUCUUCAAGACCUGUGGGCCGGACGGACAGUGGGUGACAGGCCCGCGGGGACAGUCCCUGCGCGAUGCCACACAGUGUGAGCAGGAUGACGAGGACCUGAAGGCGCAGGAAAAGUUUGCCAGGACCUAUGGCAGCUUCAAGGUGAUGUACACUGUGGGCUACUCUGUGUCGCUGUGUGCGCUGCUGCUCGCCCUGGCCCUGCUGCUGGGCUUCAGCAAGCUGCACUGCAUGAGGAACUACAUCCACAUGAACCUGUUCGCCUCCUUCAUCCUGAAGGGCGUCUCCGUGCUGGUCAUCGACGCCCUGCUCAAAACCCACUACAGCGACAAGAUCGACGGCUACAACGUGCAAGUGUGGCUGAGCGACGAGGCAGCUGCAGGCUGCAGGGCAGCCACGGUCUUCAUGCAGUACGGCAUCGUGGCCAACUACUGCUGGCUGCUGGUGGAAGGCAUCUACCUGCACAACCUGCUGGUGGUGGCCGUCUUCUCCGAGAGGAGCUACUUCACCCUCUACCUGUGCAUCGGCUGGGGGGCACCCAUGCUGUUCCUCAUUCCCUGGGUCAUUGUGAAGUUCCUCUACGAAAACAUCCAGUGCUGGUCCACGAACAACAACAUGGGCUUCUGGUGGAUCCUUCGCUUCCCCGUGUUCCUGGCCAUCCUGAUCAACUUCUUCAUCUUCAUCCGCAUCAUUCAGAUCCUCGUUUCCAAGCUCCGUGCGCACCAGAUGCGCUACACUGACUACAAGUUCAGGCUGGCCAGGUCCACGCUGACGCUGAUCCCGCUGCUGGGCAUCCACGAGGUGGUCUUUGCCUUCAUCACGGACGAGCACGCCCAGGGCACACUGCGCUACGUCAAGCUCUUCUUCGAUCUCUUCCUGAGCUCCUUCCAGGGUUUGCUGGUGGCCAUUCUCUACUGCUUCGUCAACAAGGAGGUGCAGGCAGAGCUGCUGAAGCGCUGGCAGCGCUGGAAGCUGGGCAAGGACCUGGCUGAGGAGUACAAGCACACCUACAGCCACGCACCCAGCGCCCGCAACGGCGCGGGCAGCACCUGCGAGAAGCACCAGCUGGUGAGCGGCUGCACCAACGGGCUGGGGCGCAGCCUGGGCCCCCCGGGCGGCUCCCAGCGCCUGGAGAGGGGCGCCGCAGAGCACCUCGCCCUCGGGGGCCACCACCACUGCUACGAGUUCCCGGAGACCACGGCCGAGAGCCACUUCUGAGCCCGCAGCCAGCUGCGAGGGCUGCGCUGAGCCGGGCCCGGCCCCGUCCGCCCCUGGUGCCUGGGCACACGGACACAGUGAGGCAGGCAAGGGGCACCUGGACCUCUGGAAGGGAGAACUGUGGGGCCAGGGGGAUCUGUAGGGGGGGAGUUUGUCCCGUGGUGCUUCCUCGUGCACCUUCGAGUCCCCGUGCACAGUGCUGUAAUUUAUCUGUCAUAUCUGUAAAUAGGUGUGGGCCCGUGCCGGGCUGCAGGGCCA
Molecule: messenger RNA, 1970 nt
Organism: Melospiza melodia melodia
Lineage: Eukaryota; Metazoa; Chordata; Aves; Passeriformes; Passerellidae
Gene: GCGR
Product: glucagon receptor
Exons: 14
Coding region: 210-1712 (500 amino acids)
Biological process (GO): cell surface receptor signaling pathway; adenylate cyclase-activating G protein-coupled receptor signaling pathway
Cellular component (GO): plasma membrane
Molecular function (GO): glucagon receptor activity; peptide hormone binding
Source: RefSeq, a predicted model, not a curated record